This is a messenger RNA of Kockovaella imperatae, 851 nucleotides long. RefSeq lists its product as hypothetical. The coding region runs from base 46 to 843 and encodes 265 amino acids. Lineage: Eukaryota; Fungi; Basidiomycota; Tremellomycetes; Tremellales; Cuniculitremaceae. The transcript has 2 exons. The record is from RefSeq and is a predicted model, not a curated record. Gene Ontology annotation, cellular component: mitochondrion.
CUUUCACUGUCUAGUCUUCGCAUCCUUACUUUGCAUUCCUUCAUUAUGGCCUUCAGCACUGUUGCUAUAGGGACGCGGUUCGAGAAUCACGCCUUGAAAUUCCUGAAUCACCAUCUGCACAUGUCCUUAACGAGAGUCGGUCGUGCUGGAGAUCAAGGUAUAGACCUUCGAGGAUGGUGGUGGUUACCAUCAGGAACGCUCCGAGCGGGUCCAUCCAGCUCGAGCGAAGGGUCGGGGAUGGACAACACGUCGGCAGUCAGGAAAGGAAAGGGCAGAGCAUUGCCUGAGGAAGAUAUGGUCCGAAUCAGGGUUGUUGCACAAUGCAAGGCGUUGAGUGUCAAGACUCCUCCGAGGGAUGUCCGAGAAUUGGAAGGAGUCAUGGCGGGUCUGAAACUGCGGCAGCUCAGUCAACAACAAGCUGAUAGACUACUCGAAUCAGAGGAUGACCCAGGACUCGACUCCCACCUCGGCACGAUUGCCAUUCUGGUCUCUCAAUCUGGUUUCUCGAGAGAUGCCGUGACCCGAGCACUCAAUUCUCCCGCACCGAUGAUGUUGAUCCAUCUACCGGGUGGUAGAACGACUCCGUCGCUCUUACUCGAUGGGAUCGGUGAAGGGGGUCACGGCAUGCAAGUCAAUGGGUGUCUCUGGAAUCACGCGAUGCAAGGGGACAAGGGUCUAUUCUCCUCAAACCUGGCCUUGAGGAGAGAGAUUUUGAGCGAAACGGAAGGCGACGAGGAAGGGAUCAAGGUGAAAGAACAGUGGAGAUGUUGGUACGAUGGCAUGCGAUUGGAUCGAGUUGGACCCUCUUUGGAGCAAAGCAUGGAAGAGAGAGCACAUCUAUAGCAUAGGUC